AGGCAAAGCCUUGGAUGGGAUGAUCUAGUUGGGGAUAGCCCCGCUUUCAGCAAGGGCUUGGACUAGAUGACUUUCUGAGGUUCCUUCUACCCCUAACUUUCUGAGAUUCUGUGAUUUCUAUUUGAUGCACUUCAGGUACUUGGCCAGGCUGUUGGGGCUUCUCAACAGGUAUUUUUAUUGCUCUAAAAUAUAAUUCAAGAUAGCAAAUAUCCUUUAGAAAAAUAAGGUCCUUAGCUCACUUUACGUGGGUUGAAGUGGGAACAUUCACAAGGCUGCUGUUGGCCAUAUAAAAAAAAAAAAAAAAAAAAGAAAAAAGUAUCAGUACACUUGUAAGGGGCAGAGAGCUGGGGUCUAGGACCAUAGGAUAAUCCUGGUUUGAUGAAACCUCAGUAUCAGUAGAAAGCAAUCUGCAGAGCCAGGAUGUAGACUUAAUUUUACAUCUUUAUUGUAAGCAAGUUUGUGUCUUCACUUGACUGAUGCCUCCUUUGGGAAUACGAUUCUCCAAGCAGAGCUCUGUGUAUAAAAGCAAGAUUGCCUCCCCCUUUCCCCCCCAUAAUUAGGGGGUAAUUCUAAGUAUGCUAUCUUUGUUCAACAUGUUUUUUUUCCUUCCUGCCAUUAUUAGCUGUUUUUCAGCUUAUUUUUUCCUUUGAUAUUGAACUGGCAGAUGAUAUAUGAGGGGGAGAUACUUCUCUUAGUGGUUUCUGUUGCGAUCAUUUCUUGUCAUUUACCUAUUUAUUAUUGUACACACAACCUUUUUCUGUUGGAGGCUGAAUUGAGAGUAUUUACUCUUCAUGGUUUGUUUUUUUUGUUUAAUUUCUGAGUAAUGAAGCCCCUAUUGUUACUCUACAGCAAUUUGGAAAGAAGUUUCUUUUGAGGCGUCAGAAGUGUGACAAUACUAGCUGGCUUCUGAGGCUCCCAAGAUAGUUAUGGAGGCGACUCCUGGUUCCUAUGGAGACAUGAGUUAAUGACAGAAAAGAAAGAAAAAACAUUUUUCUAUACAUAUUUUGCUAUGCUAAAACUAUACAUUUGAGUGUGGGUAACGGUGGAAAAUCAGGGUUUCAAAGAACUUGUCUCAUGCUUAAUUAUGAAAACAUCUGGUUAAUUUUUCACUUGAUUUUUUGGAAGGCUUAUUAUUUUAACAGGUGUACUUUUUGAUAUGCAAACGUUUUUCUUUUAGCAGUAGGCUUACAUGCUUUAUUAGGAAAAUCCACAUAACUAUCUAGUAUAAUAUUAAGAGAAGAAGAUUCUGCUUUAGUAAAUUAUUCCACUACUUGGGUCUUUGUCCUUUGCCUUAAAUGCUAACUGGGUAUUGCUUCAGUGAUUACCAGUGGGUCUGUAAUGUGUGCUGUAAUCCUGUCCCAAAAUUAAGUAAAUUUUCCUGUGUUGGCAAGGAGAUUAAAGGUCCCGAAGUAUGAAAUAGUAAUUUUGCCUAUAAACAGUCUGAAGAAUAGUCACAUUUGUUCUUAAGCUUGUUAGUUUGGGUUUUUUUGUGGGGGGAGGGGGGUUCUUUCAAGCUGCUUUUUUUUUUUAGCCUUUUUAUAGCGUUGGUCUUCAGUAACAAGUUUACCGGACAGGUUCUAUGUGGAUAUUAUGCAGACCAGUGCUGUAUAAACACCUUGUCCAUAGAGAUACAUUUCUGUUCCCUUUCCUCUAUCCAUGUACACACCAACGUAUAAUGAUGGCAUUGCCACUCGAUUUGAGGGCGCAGGUUAUUAAAGCUAAAUGGACAAUAUUGCCAAGUAAUGUUUUAGUCUUCUGCAAAGUAUACUAGGAGUGCACCGAUAAAGAAUUUUCUUGGCUGAUAUCAAUGGCCGAUUAUUAACCAGCCAUAUCAGCUGAGACUGAUCUGAGAGCUGAUUUACAGCAGUGCUUCCCAACCUUUUUAGACUGGCAAACUGUGGACUGGCAAACUGCAGUGUACAAAUAACCGGACAGUAGACUAAGUAUAAAAAAGGGUUGGCUGCCACUCUACAGUAUGCCGGUCACUUCUGGUCUGGCAGCCAACCCUCCUGCAGACCAGCAGCCAACCUUUUGCAGCUGCGGCCCAAGGGUUGGGAACCUCUAAUUUACCGGAAUGCAGCCUGGCAGCUUGGAGAGCAGCAUCCAGCUAAAUGUGAACAAUAUGAGCAGAAGAUGAAGUUUACACCUGCUUGAGAUUUGACCUCUUGAAUAGUCAACAGUAAAAUAAUGUGGGAUACUCCAAGGCUUCGAUGUCUUUUAGUGGUAGCUUGCCUACAUCUGACCAGCUUACUUUAUAGUCAAGAGACAGGUUAUUCAGAAGCACCUCAGACUUUGAGAUGUAUAACACAUGAUUUCAAUAUAAUGACCUGUUCUUGGGAUGCCUUCUCCAGUACAAACCUUGGACAGUCUUAUGAGUUCUGUUAUGAAAACAGUGGCCUUCUAGUAUGUAAUAAAAAUAAGGAAAAAAGUGCAGAUAUUCCAAUUGUGCAUGGCUCCACCACCAUAAAGAUAACGACAUUAAAUGCUUCUGGAACUCCUUUAGCUACGACAACAUUCAUACUGCCUGAGAAAAAUGUUUCAUUCAUUCCACUCACCCCACAAAUUCUUAGCCUGACUCCUGACUUUUCGACUGAGAUGUUAUAUUUGAAGUGGAAGGACGGUGGCUCAGCCUUCCCAUUUGAUUUAGAUGCCACCUGGCAGAUUGAGGUUCUGCGUAAAGAAACAUUGGAGAGAGUGGCACAAGUGACCUACCAUUCAAAAUUGACUUCUAAAGACACUAUUCUUUCAUGGAACUGGAAAUCAGACAUGCCACUGGAGUGUGUGUCGCACUCUGUGAGGAUCAGAUGUUAUAUAAAUAAAAUGAAUUACGGUGGUAACAAAGAAUGGAGUGAAUGGAGCCCAAUUGUAACAGUUCCUGGAGAAGUGCCUGAUUUAAGUUUUGCCAAGGUUUUUCCUCAGGACAGAGUGGUACCAGUUGGUUCCAAUAUGACAUUUUGCUGCUUACACCGUGAAGAUGAAAGAAUAGAACAUAUUAAAUAUGGAUUAAAAUCGUAUCCACUUCUUCAUCUCAGCGAAUGGAGCAGUGCAAUCCAAGUACAGAACGUCAGCGCUUCAGAAUCUAGUGGGACAAAUAUAUGGUGUUCGCUGCUGCCAUAUGGCGUGGAGGGAACUGUUUUAUUUGUAGGAUAUCCCCCUGAUAUUCCACAAAAUCUGACUUGUGAAACACACACCUUGGACAAAAUAAUAUGCACCUGGAACCCAGGAAGACCCACUGAACUCUUUGCAUCACGCCAAACAAACUACAUUUUAUCUGAAAGAAUAUCUGGAAGAAAUGGUACCUGCAGAGUAACUGAAAAUACCAUGGGAAAUGUGUGCGUCUUUACAGUGCUUGCCACUCAAAAUAUCUACAAUUUCACUCUACAAGCUUUCAAUCCUGUUGGUCAAACAGAGUCAUCACUUUCAAUUGAUAUAAACCAAAGAGUUCAUCCAAAAACUCCUUCUAAAUUCACUGUCACUGGUGAAAGCCCAACAAAAGCCCAUGUGUCUUGGUAUUUACCUGGCAACUUUAUUCAGAUUAAGCUUCUGUGCCAAAUUGAAAUUAGCAAGAGUCAUUCAGAACCAGAACUGGACAAUGUCACAGUAUAUGGUACAGUAAAUUCUUGCUAUGAAGCUCAGCUGGACAUGUUACAUCCAAAUACUGCAUACACAUUCAGGGUGCGCUGUUCAGCAGCUGACCACUUCUGGAAAUGGAGUAACUGGAGCGAGAAAAAACAGUGGACAACAUGGGAGGCCCCUCCUGUGAGGGGACCAGAUAUCUGGAGAGAGAGAAGCUCUGUUGGAGGAAAUGUAGUAAAAAUCUUUUGGAAGCCACUACCUCUCCUUGAAGCAAAUGGGAUAAUACACUCCCAUGUAGUAUCAUGUUAUCUGGAUACAGCAGUACAAUCCAAGGAGAUCCCUGCAUCCUUAAACAGCACCGACAUCGAACUUGGAAAAAAUGACUGUAACAUCAGUGUUGUAGCCAAAAAUGGAGCAGGCUCAUCCCCUCCUUCUAGGAUAACUAGUGUGGAACUUCCAAGCGACAAUGUCAAGACAAAGCAGGCAAUUGCAACAGGAAGUGGAAUUUACAUUACUUGGCAGUCUGACCCAGAUGUUAACUGCGGCUACACAGUAAAAUGGUGUCGUUCUCCUGGGUGUGAACCCUAUAGUGUGGACUGGGAAACAUUUCCUUCAAAUGCAACAGAAGCUGUGAUAACAUCUGCUCUAUUUCAGCCUGGUGUGAGAUACAAUUUUUCUCUCUAUGCCUGUAAAUCCAGUGGAUAUCAGUUAUUGCAAAACAUAACUGGAUACAUACAAGAAUUGGCUCCAAAAGUUGCACCUAAUUUUACUGUAGAAGAAACCUCUUCAGAUUCCAUAUUGGUAAAAUGGGAAAACAUUCCUGUUGAAGACUGCCAGGGAUUUUUAAAGGGAUAUUUGCUUUUCUUUGCAAAGGGGGAAAAAGAUCCUUUAAAACCAAAGUUAUUGGAACCAGGGCAUCCUGAGCUAAAAGUAAAGAAUAUUACUGACCUAACAAAAAAGUCGCUGCGAAUACUUGACCUUCAAGGCAAAACAAGUUAUCAGUUGGACUUACGAGCCUACACUGCUGGUGGAAUAGGCCCAUCCAAUGGCCUGUAUGUGGUGACAAAAGAAGACUCUGUGGGGCUAAUCAUUGCCAUCCUCAUCCCAGUGGCAGUGGCUCUUGUGUUUGGGGUGGUGACCAGCAUCCUUUGCUACCGAAAAAGAGAAUGGAUUAAAGAAACGUUCUACCCUGAUAUUCCGAAUCCUGAGAACAGCAAGGCAUUGCAGUUCCAGAAGAACAUAUGUGAGGGGAACACUGCCCUUAAAACAUUGGAAAUGAACCCUUGUACCCCCAAUAGCGUUGAAGUGCUAGAAACACGAUCUGCAGUCCCUAAGAUGGAGGACACAGAAAUUAAAUCCCCUGUUGCGGAUAGUGAGCCUCCUGAGGAUGUCUCGGACACAGAAACUGAAAACCUUGUGGUGGUAUCAUACUGCCCACCUAUCAUUGAGGAGGAGAUCUCCAACCCCUCAGUAGAUGAAUCUGUGGGGUCUUCUCAGGUCAUUUAUAUUGAUGUUCAAUCAAUGUAUCAGCCUCAAGUUAAACCAGAGGAAGAGCCAGAAAUAGACUUUGUGACUACAGAAGGCUAUAAGCCACAAAUGCACUUGUCUAUUAAUACUAUAAAAACAGAGAAUCACUUGCCCACAGAAGAGGACUCUGAUAAAACUGCAGGCUACAGACCUCAGGCAAACACAAAUGCCUGGAAUGUAGGCACUCCAGACUCUCCUAGAUCAAUCGAGAGCAACAAUGAAAAUACAUCUUUUGGAAGCCCGUGUUCCAUUAAUUCUCGACAAUUUUUGAUCCCCCCAAGGGAUGAUGAAGACUCUUCCAAGCCAAACAACAUUGGGUGGUCCUUCACAAAUUUUUUUCAGAACAAACCAAGUGAUUAAUAGUGGUUGCGAUCAUUUCAGCUGGACCUGCCAUCUCAAUAAGCUCUUAUUCCAAAUGUAAAAACAGCAUGAGUUCUUGGAGAUAGUCUUCAGAGGUUUUUAGUGUGCUGAAUGUUACAGUGAAAGUGUUAAUGUUGCAUUUUAAUAUAGGCUAAAAGCCAAAGUUCUAGCAACUUAAUUAUUACGCUAGUAAAAUAUUAAGGAAGUUUCAGUUGUAUCUUCUGGUUAUCUUGGCUAAAGAGCUCUACUUCAAAGUAGUGUUUCAGUGGUUGAUAUGGUCUCAUGCAGCUUGUUACCUUGGAAAGGUGCUCUGUUUUUGUAGCUGGUUUCUAUUAUGCAUAUUCAAAUAACAAAAUUCAAACUUGUUUGCAGAUUGAGGGCAGUGACAGUAGUGUCCUCAGCCUAAUCAUUAGGGUGUAUAUGCUUAAAUUGUUUAUUCAACUGUUAGCACUUCCACCUAUGCUGUGUUUAUCUAACUUUUAAAAUCCCACAUACAAAAACAGCAUCACUACUGUCUUAACACUUUAAGCAAUGACUAUUCUUUUCUGUUGUCCAGUAACCAGGACACUAAUUACUGUACAAGGUUCAUUCAGUAUUUGACUCAGGAGUACAAACUUGGAAAACGUGUAACACUGAUUUAAACCUCAACCAGAACUGCAUGAUGUUUAAAAUUUAGCGUUAUUUUUUAAACCGUAAAACACUAUUUUUUCCCUGACACUUCAGUUAAGGAGUUAGUGUUUCUUAACAUAUUGCACUAAUGUAUUUUGUAUAGCUGUAGCUCCAGAUCUGAUGCCUCAAAGAGGUUAAGUAUCGUCUCCUUUUCCUCUCCCCUCAAAUGCCAUUUUAGGCCAAUAGCAUAGCAUCUGGAGCUGAAGGCUUGUAAGCAGCAUAUCCAAAGGAUUAGUCUCCGUUUAACAGUCCUUGAUUGCACUAACCUACCCAUCAAUGUUAUUUCAUAGAUUACAUUUGGUAGAACUAGCUGCUAGAGCAGGUUUGCUCCACCCAUGAGUAGUAGUAGCACCAUGAGAAAGAAUUGUUCCUUGGCUUGUCUUCAGCUGUAAUAGGCCCCGCUAUCCAUGAAGAAUUUCUGUGGCUACUCUCCAGAAACAGUCUGUCCCAGCAUGCAUUCUCCACAGAUUUAAUGUGGAAAUAGAAGAUGGGAUUUUUCCAUAGGCAGUGGGGAGCCCAGAGAAGCUGAUGCCACUAAUUGUACCUCUCUAGCACUGGUCACCUAAUACAACGGUUAUAAUGGUGAGUUUAGUUUGUGUGUUUAGAGAAACAGUCUCAAGAAAGAUGAUUUUUAAUUUCUGUUUUCAUUGAAGUAUCUUAAAAAGCAGGUCUAAUUGUAACAUUUCACUGCAUAAAAAUUAGAUUGUGAUGCUGCAUGAAUAGUGACUACUUUGCUAACUUUGUUUUGUAAAAUAAAUAGUAAUGGUAAGCUGCCACAUGACAUAACAUUACAGCAAAACAGAGUCUUCUAAAGUUCCCAACCCUUUCAAGAUCUCAGUUUUAAAUAGCUGAUUUGUAGUACCUCAAAUGUCUAAAUUGCAGUGGGAGCCUUGUGUAUUAAGCACAAGGCUCCCACUGCCUUGUGCUUACACAGUCUGAAUUUGGUUUCAAAUUCAGACUGUGCAGCUGAAUUUGAAACCAAGCUCACAGCUCUAAGUGAAAUCAGAUGAGAGAGAGAGACUGUUAACAAGGUGGAAGUUGUGUAGGCUACAAAUGACAUUAUCUGACCACCACCAUCUUGCAAGAAACUACCUUAAAUUUGAUUAUAGUAAUGCACAGUAGAUCUCAAACUACCUCUGCAGUCCUUUAGACAGAACUGGCUGAAAGGGCAGAUGGAUUUUCAAAUUGACAAACAGGCAAGCAAAGAAGUAAAAGAUACCAAGAUAGGCAGCUUCAUCUGCAACUUCUGGAAAGCCC
Messenger RNA from Alligator sinensis (Chinese alligator), 7389 nucleotides. It is a transcript of the gene LIFR, whose product is annotated as LIF receptor alpha. NCBI's taxonomy places the organism in Eukaryota, Metazoa, Chordata, Crocodylia, Alligatoridae. The coding region runs from base 2188 to 5463 and encodes 1091 amino acids. The transcript has 20 exons. Gene Ontology annotation, biological process: cytokine-mediated signaling pathway. The record is from RefSeq and is a predicted model, not a curated record. Gene Ontology annotation, molecular function: cytokine receptor activity; protein binding. Gene Ontology annotation, cellular component: membrane; external side of plasma membrane.